AGUGUGCUUUUCGAGCUGCGUCAACUGCAAAGCAUUUGCUAAGGCUCCAUCAAUUUCGAAUCCAAACAAAACGAAAAAAGCAAGUGACAAGGCAAGCGACAAUGGCAAACAUUUCCGUGGUGCGUAUCAAGUGCGAGCUGGUCAAAUUGCUGCAGAGCGAGGAAGCUCGUCAGGGUUGGAUCAAAAUCGAGCUGGUCAACGGAAGCUGGACCGAAUUGCGUGCUGAGAUAAUUGGUCCUAAGGACACGCCCUACGAGGGCGGCCGGUUUGCGCUGGAGAUCAAAGUACCGGAUGACUAUCCGUUUGAGCCGCCAAAAGUGCGUUUCACCACAUGUAUUUGGUAUCCGAAUAUAUCGUUCGUAUCUGGCAUGAUCUGUCAGGACAAACUGAAGUUCAGUUGGUCAGCGGCGAUAACAUUGCGCACAACAUUGCUAUCGCUUCAGGCGCUGCUAUCUGCUCCCGAGCCGAACGAGCCACAGAACAUUGUGGCGUCCACGCAGUAUAAGGAAAAGCAUGAUUUAUUUAUCGUCACGGCAAAGCAUUGGACUGCAGCCUAUGCCGGGGGUUCUUUCAGUUCUGCCGACUGCGAUGCCAAGAUCCAGCGGUGUCGAUGA
Drosophila albomicans is the source of this 614-nucleotide messenger RNA. Its product is annotated as ubiquitin-conjugating enzyme E2-22 kDa-like. Bases 102 to 614 code for a protein of 170 amino acids. The transcript has 2 exons. Gene Ontology annotation, biological process: proteasome-mediated ubiquitin-dependent protein catabolic process; protein polyubiquitination. Gene Ontology annotation, molecular function: ubiquitin conjugating enzyme activity. Lineage: Eukaryota; Metazoa; Arthropoda; Insecta; Diptera; Drosophilidae. Gene Ontology annotation, cellular component: nucleus. The record is from RefSeq and is a predicted model, not a curated record.